This is a messenger RNA of Iphiclides podalirius (scarce swallowtail), 501 nucleotides long. The record is from the annotation of a GenBank genome assembly. Lineage: Eukaryota; Metazoa; Arthropoda; Insecta; Lepidoptera; Papilionidae.
AUGGUGUACCUCAGUAAGUACAAGUCUCACUCGUUCCCGCGCGCCGAUAACGCUGUCUUCGCCCCUUCCAUGUGCGCCCCAAAUUGGAUCUCUCCUCGCGCACUCGAGGAGAUUUAUAUGGGAAGACAACGGAUCACGCCGCGGAGAUCGGCGGUACACUCGCUGCUAUACUGCGCAGGCUUUGAGGCGCGCGACGUCGCGUCUUUGCCAAAAAUCGUCGCAGCUUACGUCAAGUUACUUUAUGUAGUCGAUCUUCGAACGAUACAGAUCUCGGACGAUCGCGAUCGGUGUAUAAAUGUUUAUUGGCUACGAUGCUAUCGGAUGCGGCAUCUGUACGCCGUGCAGGUGAAUACGGGGGGCGCCGGGGCGAGUCGCGCCACCAGGACAAUUGAGCGCGGGAAAAUAUGCAUCGUAAUUAUAUCGAAUCAGGCGGGCCGUCUGUCCGCGUGUCAAUCAAAACGAGACGUGGCACUGAUGCGGAUUGAUUGGAUCCAGUCUAGA